AAAUAACGCUAGUAUACAACAGAAACAAUCUGGUCUUGAAACUGCAAUCCUGCUUCUUUCAAUUUUAUUUUGUUAAUCAGUUUUUGUAAUUAGAUGAAUUAGAAUGAGACUAACUAAUCAAUUAUUAAAAUGGAAAGGAGCUUACAUUGGCCCUAUGCCUAAAUAUCCUGGAAAAGUCACAACAGGUAAAACUCGUUGGGUUCCGCCUGUCUGGACUGGCACUAAAGCAGAUUUCUUCUAUGAAUUAUCGGCAACGCAAGAGGCUAUGAAUGUUUUGGCAAAGCCAUACAUCUCAAAGGACCAAGAAAGUAAACUUCUUCAACACCAAGGUAAAACAAAACCUGACCAUUGGGAUGACUUCAUGUGGAAAAAAUACGUUGCACCACCCAAACAUCGUUAUGCUGCUCAUUUCAUGGCAUGCCUUCCACGAACAAGGAAAUUUGAAGAUGAAGAUUAAACUUUAGAAUCUUAUUUCAUAGACGAUUUGUUUUUAUCUUGAUAGAUUAUUUAAAAAAUGAUUGAUUAUCAUCAAUAUUGGUUGUCUCAUACCUUCAGUAGAUUCAUUGUGUAUAUUGGUAACAGAUUUACGAUGUACAAUUAAAUAUUGCCCUUUUCUGUAUAAAUCAUGCAAUUAAAAUGUUCUUUAUUACUA
Molecule: messenger RNA, 652 nt
Organism: Tetranychus urticae (two-spotted spider mite)
Lineage: Eukaryota; Metazoa; Arthropoda; Arachnida; Trombidiformes; Tetranychidae
Cellular component (GO): mitochondrial ribosome
Source: RefSeq, a predicted model, not a curated record